Coprinopsis cinerea okayama7#130 is the source of this 1817-nucleotide messenger RNA. Its product is annotated as NADP-specific glutamate dehydrogenase. The record is from RefSeq and is a predicted model, not a curated record. The transcript is spliced from 6 exons. Bases 104 to 1456 code for a protein of 450 amino acids. Gene Ontology annotation, cellular component: cytosol. Gene Ontology annotation, molecular function: L-glutamate dehydrogenase (NADP+) activity. NCBI's taxonomy places the organism in Eukaryota, Fungi, Basidiomycota, Agaricomycetes, Agaricales, Psathyrellaceae.
CUCGUUCCAACCACAGCUCGAGUUCGCAGCACUACACAACUUACAAGCUUUUAAACGCUUCGUAACGCCUACUUCUCUCACCCCCAACUUUCCUCUUUCCGAAAUGGUCAAGCCUAUUGAGCCCGAAUUCGAGCAGGCUCUCAACGAGCUCACCAACAGCUUGCAACCCUUCUUGGCCGCCAAUCCCGAAUACACAAAGGCACUCGAAAUCAUCCAAAUCCCCGAGCGUGUUCUCCAAUUCCGCGUUGUCUGGGAAGACGACCAAGGCCAGCCGCAAGUCAACAACGGUUUCCGUGUCCAAUACAACUCUGCUCUCGGUCCCUACAAGGGCGGUCUCCGACUCCACCCCUCCGUCAACCUCUCCAUCCUCAAGUUCUUGGGCUUCGAACAAACGUUCAAGAAUGCGCUCACCGGUCUCAACAUGGGUGGUGGAAAGGGUGGCUCCGACUUUGACCCCAAGGGCAAGUCGGACAGCGAGAUUAGGCGGUUCUGCAAUGCCUUCAUGAUGGAGCUGUACAGGCACAUUGGAAAGGAUACUGACGUUCCCGCUGGUGACAUUGGAACUGGUGGACGUGAAAUUGGUUUCCUGUUCGGUGCCUACAAGAAGCUGCGAAACGAGUUCGUCGGUAUGCUCACUGGCAAGGGUCUGCACUGGGGUGGAAGCUUCAUUCGUCCCGAGGCUACUGGAUAUGGUGUUAUCUACUACGUCGAACACAUGAUCGCCCGCUCCUGCCCUGAAUUCUCUCUCAACAAGCCCUCCACCCUCGUCGCCGUCUCCGGCUCAGGCAACGUCGCCCAGUUCACUGCCCUCAAGGUCAUCGAGCUCGGCGCGACCGUCCUCUCCCUCUCCGACUCCCGCGGCACCCUCAUCGCCGAGGAGGGCUACACCAAGGAAUUCGUACAAGAAAUCGCCAAGCUCAAGCGAGGCGGUGGUUCUUUGGAGGAGCUCGCCGACACCCCCGGCUACACCUACCACGCCGGCAAGCGCCCCUGGACCCUCCUCCCCAAGGUUCACAUUGCCCUCCCCGGUGCCACCCAGAACGAGGUCAACAAGGCCGAGGCUGAGGCGCUCGUCGCUGCUGGCGUCCGCAUCGUCGCUGAGGGCUCCAACAUGGGCUGCACUGAGGAGGCCGUCGAGGUCUUCGAGGCUGCCCGCAAGGCUGGCAAGGGCGUGUGGUACGCUCCCGGCAAGGCCUCCAACUGCGGUGGUGUCGCCGUGUCUGGUCUCGAGAUGGCCCAGAACUCGCAGCGUCUUGCUUGGACCACCGAGGAGGUUGACAGCCGCUUGAAGAAGAUCAUGUCUGACUGCUUCAGCAUCUGCUACGACGCUGGUGCCAAGUGGUCUGGUGAAGAUCUGCAAGACGGCAAGAUCCUCCCUUCGCUUCUCUCUGGUGCCAACGUGGCUGGUUUCAUCAAGGUCGCUGAUGCCAUGAGGGAGCAGGGUGAGUGGUGGUAAAUGAAUCGACCUCCACUACAUAUCCCCCCUUGCAGAUGGACGACGCCCAAGACCCAAAUGCAAUUUUUUGGCUUUGCUUUGGCCUUGGUGGUGAUCCUUCUAAAGGCUCCAUACCUCUUCCCUCCCCUCCGCACCUUCGACCUCAUGCCAUACCUCUCACUCCUCUCGCCCGCUUUUGGGUCGUCGACGCACGCUGCCAUGAUAGCGUGUGCUCACGACCACUACAUACCUUCGCUCCCGACUUGCUUUCGUGCACAUCACACCCUAUGCUUUCGACCACCCACGCCCUCGAGAUCCUGAUUCGAGGACUCGAUAGAAUAGGGCGACUUGAUACCCCCCUCGACACCGCGGAUCCCGACUA